Messenger RNA from Xiphias gladius (swordfish), 1035 nucleotides. RefSeq names its product glutathione S-transferase omega-1-like. Gene Ontology annotation, molecular function: glutathione transferase activity; glutathione dehydrogenase (ascorbate) activity. Bases 371 to 1012 code for a protein of 213 amino acids. The record is from RefSeq and is a predicted model, not a curated record. Gene Ontology annotation, cellular component: cytoplasm. The transcript has 6 exons. Gene Ontology annotation, biological process: glutathione metabolic process. Lineage: Eukaryota; Metazoa; Chordata; Actinopteri; Istiophoriformes; Xiphiidae.
GUCAAAACGCAAGAAAGGGAGCUUUCACUGCCCUUUUCACAUCGACCAUACCAGACCAGGUCCAGGUCAAAAACCACUAGAAUUAGACUCGUCAAAUCUAGACUGUAUUAUUCCAGAGAAGCUAAAGACUGUUUAAAACACUGUUACCUGAUAUGUUAAGCCUUCAUUCUAUUUGUAGUAAUAGUAAUGUAAUGAGGUUUCCCUUAACUUUCCCCUUAAUUGUGGAAUCGGAGGCUAUCUCCUCCAGCGUCGUCAUUUUCGCUAGCAAGAGGUUUUAAGUUACACUUUUUCACUUCCUACAAACUGUCAAGUGCAUAUCGGAAGCCCUGCACCUGGUCCAGUCCCCAAAGGCCAUGUCAGGAUUUACAGCAUGAGAUUCUGCCCCUUUGCCCAGAGAACCAGAUUAGUGCUGAAUGCCAAAGGGAUCAAACAUGACACCAUCAACAUCAAUCUGAAAGAUAAACCUGACUGGUUCCUUGAGAAGAAUCCCCUUGGUCUUGUCCCAACACUGGAGACAACUGCUGGUGAGGUGAUAUUCGAGUCUCCCAUCACCUGUGAAUACCUGGAGGAAGUUUACCCUGAGAGGAAGCUUCUUCCUCCCUCUCCUUUUGGUAAAGCUCAGCAGAAGAUGAUGCUGGAGCAUUUUUCCAAGGUAGUACCAUACUUCUACAAGAUCCCAGCCGGGAGGAACAAUGGCGAGGAUGUCUCAGGACUGGAAGCUGAGCUGAAAGAGAAGUUUGCCAAAUUAAAUGAGGACCUGGUUAAUAAGAAGACCAAGUUCUUUGGUGGCGACUCCAUCACGAUGAUUGACUACAUGAUGUGGCCAUUUUUUGAGAGGCUGGAGAUCUUUGAACUGAAACACUGCCUUGACAACACAGCUGAGCUGAAGAAGUGGACAGAGUGCAUGUCGGACGACCCGACUGUCAAAGUCACGGGGCACAGUGUGGACACCUACAAGGGGUUUUACAAGACUUACAUUGAGGGGAAACCCAACUAUGACUACGGCCUGUAGAAGAUACUGAACAAAACCUUAAA